AAAGUCACGUGCCCAUCCCUUGCGGCCUCCGCCCACCGGCCCCCCCUCUUGCGCACUGUACAUUCAUAUCAUUUUUCUUCUCCGGCCCCAUGGAGGAAGUGAGAAAGUUGGCACGGUUACUCAGGGCUUCGCAGGACACGGUCACUCAGUGACAGAUGGACAAUGCAAGAAUGAGCUCCUUCCUGGAAUACCCCAUCCUUAGCGGUGGCGACUCGGGGACUUGCUCAGGGCGAGCCUACCCCUCCGAUCAUGGGAUUACAACUUUCCAGUCGUGCGCAGUCAGUGCCAACAGCUGCAGCAGUGAUGACCGCUUCUUGGUGGGCAGGGGGGUGCAGAUCAACUCACCCCACCACCAUCAUCACCACCAUCACCACUCCCAGCCUGCCACUUACCAAACUUCUGGGAAUCUGGGGGUGUCCUACUCCCACUCGAAUUGUGGUGCAAGCUAUGGCGCACAGAACUUUGGUCCGCCUUACAGCCCCUACGGGUUAAAUCAGGAAGCAGAUGUAAGUGGCGGGUACCCUCCGUGCGCUCCCACAGUUUACUCUGGAAAUCUCUCAUCUCCCAUGGUCCAGCAUCACCACCACCACCAGGGUUAUGCCGGGGGCUCGGUGGGCUCGCCUCAAUACAUUCACCACUCAUAUGGACAAGAGCACCAGAACCUGGCCCUGGCUACGUAUAAUAACUCCUUGUCCCCUCUCCACGCCAGCCACCAAGAAGCCUGUCGCUCCCCUGCAUCGGAGACAUCUCCAGCUCAGACCUUUGACUGGAUGAAAGUCAAAAGAAACCCUCCCAAAACAGGGAAAGUUGGAGAGUAUGGUUAUGUGGGUCAGCCUAACGCUGUGCGCACCAACUUCACCACCAAGCAGCUCACGGAGCUGGAGAAGGAGUUCCACUUCAACAAGUACCUGACGCGUGCCCGCAGGGUGGAGAUUGCUGCGUCCUUGCAGCUCAAUGAGACCCAGGUGAAGAUCUGGUUCCAGAAUCGCAGAAUGAAGCAGAAGAAACGUGAGAAAGAGGGCCUCUUGCCCAUCUCACCCGCUACACCACCCGGAAGCGACGAAAAGGCCGAGGAAUCCUCAGAGAAAUCUAGCUCCUCACCCUGCGUUCCUUCUCCGGGGUCUUCUACCUCAGACACUCUGACUACCUCCCAUUGAGGCUGCCCCAGCCCCAGACUCUGCAGCCCAGGCCCCUCCUUGGGUUGGGAUUCCUCACCCAAAGCACAUUCUUAGCUUAUCUUUCUUUCCAUUUACAGUCUCUCUUCCUUUCUGAUCCUAUCUGGGGAGCUCCUGGCCAGGGUAAUGUGUUUCCAGAUAAUUCUAUGCCAAAGACUCAGUAGGGGGUUAACUCUUUAAUCCAGAUUGGGUGCCAGCAUCAAUUUCUGAUGACCCCUAACAUCCUUUUCUGAUUUUAGGAAGUUUUCACAGGACUUACUGUUUCUUUCAGAUGUGCUUUGGAAAGCAGUUCCCUUUGCCAGCAGAAACAUGUCAGAGGGAGGCAUCUCACCUUUUAUCUAACUGUAUAUUUACAGCUCUCCUUUACCUGGUCCUUCAAAGUAGAAUAUAGAGAAAGGAGGAGAGCCCAGGAGCUCAUGAAGAGGAGAUGCACUAUGACUGUGUUUACACAAUUAAUUCAUCCUUAAUUUAAUUCAGUUUCUCCUGUGUGAAUUUGCUGACUGUAAAUACUUUGUCCUAAGAGAUUUAUCUUUAUACAAAUUUUCUAGAGAUGUUUAGACUAGGUCACUAAGUCAGACAGGGUGGGCAAACUCAAAAGUGGUACAAUUUUAUGUGUAAUUAUAAGUGGAAAAAAUAAAUUCAUUUAAACCCAAUCAGAUGCUCAGAUGAUAGCCUCCAUUUCUUCUUUUAGUGAGUUAAGAAAGCCUAUAGAGCACAACAUUAAAAAACUUGGCUUCCUGUGCUAAAUCUCUACCCAACCCUACCCUUUUCCUGUUUCCCUGGCUAACCUCCAUUUAAACUCUGUGCUGAUUUAUUUAGACUCUAAAGGUAUUAUUCCAAUCAAUUUCUUUCCAAAGUAAUCUUAGCUGGAUAUGGUGUAUUUUCAGCUCAAUUGUUAAUGUGAUGGAUGGCACAAUGAAUGUAUAUUUUGUGUGAUUCGUGAAUAGUCUUUUGCAUGUCGCACAAUGUUUUGAUGUCCCUGAAGUACCACACUGAGUUCUAUCAGUUUAUUCUUUGUGAGCCUAUCAUAUCCCUCAUUUCCUGUACAAUCAUGAACAGUUCUGAGAUCCUGAAGUAAUGUGAUCCAGAGCAAAGUUUACGGGUCUUACAGUGUCUGUAAUAAAUAUAUUCAGCUUUCAGGUAUGCUUAAGCAUCUGUGUAUUUGGCUAGGUUUCAGUUUGCUGCUUCAUACCAUAGACAGUUGGCUCAUUUCAUGUAGAGGAGAGAAGGAUGGUGUGUGUUUUCAAUGAAGUGGGCCUUUUCUUGAAUAAAAGGAAGUGCUUUCCAUUAUCAUGUAGCUGGAACUUAGCCUGAGUGGAAUUUCACAUAACCAAUGUCUAUUUAAUAUAUUGAUUCUCUUUAACAUGACAACAGCUCCUUUAUUAUAAUAAAGUUUAUCAUGAGAAAAAAGAAUAGUGAAGAAA
This is a messenger RNA of Cavia porcellus (domestic guinea pig), 2599 nucleotides long. It is a transcript of the gene Hoxa1, whose product is annotated as homeobox A1. The record is from RefSeq and is a predicted model, not a curated record. The transcript has 2 exons. Bases 156 to 1157 code for a protein of 333 amino acids. NCBI's taxonomy places the organism in Eukaryota, Metazoa, Chordata, Mammalia, Rodentia, Caviidae. Gene Ontology annotation, biological process: regulation of transcription by RNA polymerase II. Gene Ontology annotation, molecular function: RNA polymerase II cis-regulatory region sequence-specific DNA binding; DNA-binding transcription factor activity, RNA polymerase II-specific. Gene Ontology annotation, cellular component: nucleus.